Messenger RNA from Cylicocyclus nassatus, 654 nucleotides. Lineage: Eukaryota; Metazoa; Nematoda; Chromadorea; Rhabditida; Strongylidae. The record is from the annotation of a GenBank genome assembly.
GGGCGGACUCCGACGACGACACCGCCAAGCAACAUCAUGGGAGAUGAGACACACCGCCUGGCGGCGUACCGCUUCGUCGCCUACUCGGCCGUCACCUUCUCGGUGAUUGCCGUUGUGUCCAUCUGCAUUACGUUGCCCAUGGUUUACAACUACAUUCACCAUGUGAAGAGGUCGCUCAAGACGGAAAUCCACUACUGCAAGGGCUCCGCGAAGAGCAUCUGGUCCGAGGUGAAUGUGAUCAAGAGCAUUCCCGCAUCCAACAGAACGACUCGACAAGCCGGAUCAUGUGACGACUGCUGUGCGCCAGGACCCCCAGGACCACCCGGUCCACCUGGAAGGCCAGGUCGUCCGGGAGCCCCGGGAGCUCCCGGAAUGCCAGGCGCACCUGGACGUCCGCCAGCGAGACCUUGCGAGCCAAUUGCACCUCCACCAUGCCCACCAUGCGCUCCUGGCGAGCCUGGACCUCCAGGACCCCCAGGACCACCAGGACCACCUGGACCACCUGGGCCCUCCGGAAACGGUGCUGGUGUUGGACCUCCUGGACCUCCAGGACCAAAGGGACCCCCAGGACCAGCUGGAAAGCCCGGACCAAUGGGACCACCAGGACCUCCUGGAGAGUCUGCAUCUGGCCAAGCCGAACCAGGACCACCCGGC